AUGGAGGAGUGGAAAACUAAGAUGAUGUGGGCCGCUGAUUUUGACGAAUCUUUGGCUUUUAAUCUGGAAGAGAAUUGCCUGGAACCAUUGGUCAUCCAGAUUCCCAGGGAAUCUGUUGCAGAAACAGAAGAAGAGAGAUUUGAGAAUGAUCAUGGUGGUUCAAAUGGUGGGUUACAAUCAAAGUAUGGAAAUGUGGAACGCUCCAUCUGGGACAACACUGGAGUGAAAUCAUCAUCAACGCAUCCCCUUUGUGGCUUGACAAAGCCAUUCUGGUCAAAGAAUGAUCGUUUGCAGAUCUGUACUGUGGUGUCAUCAACAAGGAAAGGUGAUGACGAACUACCUGUUUUUUGCGUAGCAGCAAUUCUUUUCAUGAACCGGCAGAAAAUCAUGAGAGACACCCAUUCAAUUGAUGAUCUAAUAAAGGCAGAUGUUUAA
Ilex paraguariensis (yerba mate) is the source of this 435-nucleotide messenger RNA. Lineage: Eukaryota; Viridiplantae; Streptophyta; Magnoliopsida; Aquifoliales; Aquifoliaceae. The record is from the annotation of a GenBank genome assembly.